Molecule: messenger RNA, 1897 nt
Organism: Priapulus caudatus
Lineage: Eukaryota; Metazoa; Priapulida; Priapulimorpha; Priapulimorphida; Priapulidae
Product: thioredoxin-like protein 1
Exons: 8
Coding region: 93-974 (293 amino acids)
Source: RefSeq, a predicted model, not a curated record
UCGGUCAGUACGCAACCGCGAUCAGCGAAGCGGCGUUAUUUCGCUAAGUCACGCUAGAAUUAUUCUAGAAACAGAGCAUAAGGUUACAUAUAAUGGCUAGUAACGUGAUAGUAGUACCAGAUGAUUCAAAAUUCCAAGUAGAAUUAACCAACGCAGGCUCAAAGUUGGUUGUUGUAGAUUUUACUGCAAGUUGGUGUGGACCAUGCCAGAGGAUAGCUCCAAUCUUUGCUGAGUUGAGUGGGAAAUACCCAGCAGCUGUGUUUCUCAAAGUGGACGUGGACCAAUGCAGGCAAACGGCUGCAGGGAAUGGAAUCCAGGCCAUGCCAACAUUUAUCUUCUUCCGUAGUAAAGUUAAAUUGGAUAUGCUGAGAGGUGCUGACCCUGUAGCUUUGGAAGAUAAAAUCAAGAGGUUGUAUGGUGAUGAUGUUGCUUCGCAGGAGGAAGGAGGAGAUAAGAGUUCAUAUCCUGAUGGACAUAUGGACCUUGUCACAUUUAUCAAUAAAGCAGGCAGUGAGUGUCUCAAUGAUUCAGAUGAUCAUCCAUUUGCAAACUGCCUGCAGAGUGGCGGGGUGUAUUUGGAGUCAGACUGUGAUGAACAGUUGAUAAUGGCUAUCACAUUUAAUCAAGCAAUAAAGCUUCAUUCAUUAAAAAUCAAGGGACCAGCUGAGAAUGGCCCUAAAACCAUUAAGAUGUUUGUUAACCAGACUCGCACCCUAGACUUUGAUUCAGCUGACUCGAUGACACCAGUACAAGCCAUUGACCUAGCUGAAGAAGAUCUUAUGGAAGGAGAGCUAAUACCUCUACGAUUCGUGAAGUUUCAGAAUGUCAAUAACAUAACGCUUUUUGUUAAAAAUAAUUUGGGUGAUGCUGAAGUGACACGCAUCGAUCACCUGGUCUUUGUUGGAUCGCCACAAGCAACCACAAACAUGAGUGACUUCAAAAGGGUUGCAGGCAAGCAAGGAGAAAGUCACUGAUAGGUAAACAUUAACAUAUCUAGAACCUCCAAUAGCAGUGAAUGCAAAGUAUAAGUGCCGAUUAUACGUCUGCAUUGCCAUUGACAAGUUACACCUUGUUAAAACUUUUAUUGCUUACUUACUAAUACAUGCAUGUAACUUAUUAAGGUCACGUUUGUACAGAUUUUCAGUAUCACACAUACAAUGUUUUCAUGAAAAAUGCAACAGACAUGAUGAUUUUGUUUUAUUCCCAUAAAAUCUAAGCAUGGUUUAGACAUGUUUAAAAAGGAGCCUUAUAUACUGUGUUUGAAUUUAACAAAUGUGUAUAAAGAGGUUCAUGUACAUAUUAUGAUAUUUCUAUCCCUACUUUCAUUUUGUCAAAACAUGGAUUGCUUUGGAUUUGAGUUAACAGUUGCUUUGCUGAAAUAAUAUUAAAGAAUGUAGAUGGCGCUUGUGGUGCCAAGCGACUACGUACUGAGAAGUUUACUGAAGAUUUUAUGCUAAAUUAACAUGAAGGUCGUAAUGAGAUGCAUUUAGAACUCCCUGUAUAGACUGGUGGAGUGGAUCCAAUGUGGUGUAUUUUAACGUUCUCAAGGGCCAGAUUUCUCUCAUAUUUAUAACAAGUGAAGCAUUAUGCAGCCAUCCAGGAAUAAAUCUUUUCAUGAUAUCACUAGUGGUACUCUGUUGUUUUUUGUGUUGGUUCAAUUUUCAGCACUAUUUGCAGCGAACAAUGUGUUUGAAAGCUGUUUUCGAGCAAACUAUUUAUUAUUGUAAAAGUUCUUUGUACCAUAUCUUGUCUUACUUUAAGGUUUCUGACUGUGACAUUGAAAUUACACCAAGACUUUUGUGGCAGCAUAUAUAAUUGACAAUAAGCAAUUGUGUAAUUUUUACUGUUUAUGGUUCAUCCACCAUAAAAAGCUAUGCAUAUGAACAAAAUAGUGAAA